This is a messenger RNA of Heterostelium album PN500, 360 nucleotides long. RefSeq lists its product as uncharacterized. Bases 1 to 360 code for a protein of 119 amino acids. The record is from RefSeq and is a predicted model, not a curated record. NCBI's taxonomy places the organism in Eukaryota, Evosea, Eumycetozoa, Acytosteliales, Acytosteliaceae. The transcript is spliced from 3 exons.
AUGAUUCAACAAUUUUGUAUCAACACAAUGACAACUUUCAAGAGAGAUUUGCCAUUUGUUAACUUGGAACAAUGGGAAAGAGUUAUGAGAGCAAAGGUCAGACAUCAUACUGUAAUCAAUGACGGUAGGUUAUUAGUUUUAUUGAUUAAAGCAAACCAACCAAAUGAAUUUCAAAUUUUAAUGAAUGAUAUACAAUUGAUGAAUAAUAAUAUGAAUAAUAAUAUGAUCAUAAUUAAUAACAAUAUUAAUAAUUUGAUAACCACUAUUAAUAAUAAUAAUACUACCAUGAAUAAUAACAUAAAUACAAUGAUGGCCAAUAUACAUAAUAAUUUAAAAUACAAUGAUAACAAAUAUGAAUAA